This is a messenger RNA of Pogona vitticeps (central bearded dragon), 5528 nucleotides long. It is a transcript of the gene DAG1, whose product is annotated as dystroglycan 1. The record is from RefSeq and is a predicted model, not a curated record. NCBI's taxonomy places the organism in Eukaryota, Metazoa, Chordata, Lepidosauria, Squamata, Agamidae. Gene Ontology annotation, biological process: axon guidance; nerve development; morphogenesis of an epithelium. Gene Ontology annotation, cellular component: dystrophin-associated glycoprotein complex; dystroglycan complex; sarcolemma. Gene Ontology annotation, molecular function: laminin binding; calcium ion binding.
GUCUCUCGCUUCUUGCCCUCCGUGUUCCGAGUCGUCUUGUCCCUUGCCUUCCUCUCCGCUGGUCCCUCGUUCGUCGUGUGGGGGCCUCUCACCUUGGGCCUGGGCCGCUGUCCUCCUUCCUUAAAGGAGCAUGUGACGGUACCAAGACUGGCAACAAUGAAUCUGGAGUGAGGAACUUGUGACUCCACAAUUCUGUGUGCUAGGCCCUGAAUCUUCUUUUUUUGGCUUAAAACAGUGUACGUGGAGAGAGAAUGACUCUUGGAUUUGUACAGCUGUCCCCACUACUGGGGAGGACUUUGCUGGUGCUCAUGGUGACUACUUCUGUUAAGUGCCAUUGGCCCAGUGAGGCCUCAGACGUUGUACGGGACUGGGAAAACCAGUUAGAGGCCUCAAUGCAUUCGGUGCUUUCAGACCUCCGAGAGAGUGCGCCCGCAGUGGUGGGGAUUCCAGACAGCUCCGCUGUAGUCGGUCGCUCCUUCAGAGUCACCAUCCCAACAGAUCUAAUAGCUUCCAACGGAGAGGUUAUCCAGAUUGCUGAAGCUGGAAAGGAGUCCUUGCCUUCUUGGCUGCACUGGGAACCAGAGACCAGCACCUUGGAAGGUCUCCCACUUGAUACAGAUAAAGGCAUUCAUUAUAUCUCUGUAAAUGCAAUGCAUCUGGAAUCUAAUGGAAGUUAUGUGCCCCAAACUACCAAUGUAUUUUCCAUUGAAGUUCACCCUGAAGAUCAUAAUGAACCUCAGUCAGUGCGAGUGGCUUCCCAGGAUGUGAAUGAAGCCACACCAUUUGUGUGUAGUGCAGAGGAACCAGUCACUAUCUUGACUGUAAUUCUGGAUGCUGACUUAACAAAAAUGACACCAAAGCAGAGGAUUGAACUUUUAAACCGAAUGAAAACCUUCUCAGAAGUGGAACUUUAUAACAUGAAAUUAGUUCCAGUAGUAAACAAUAGACUCUUUGACAUGUCAGCCUUUAUGGCUGGACCAGGGAAUGCAAAGAAAGUGGUGGAAAAUGGAGCCUUAUUAUCAUGGAAACUGGGGUGUUCUUUGAGCCAAAACAGUGUCCCUAACAUAAGCAGUGUUGAAUCCCCAGCUAAAGAAGGUACAAUGUCUGCCCAUCUUGGCUACCCUGUUGUUGGCUGGCAUAUUGCUAACAAGAAGCCUAAUCUUCCAAAGAGAAUAAGGCGGCAGAUUAAUGCUACGCCAACACCAGUGACUGCUGUUGGACCUCCAACAACUGCCCUCCAGGAGCCACCAACUAGAAUUGUUCCAACACCCACUUCUCCGGCCAUUGCACCACCCACAGAAACAACAGCUCCUCCUGUAAGAGAACUUGUUCCAUUACCCAAGAAACCCACAGUUACUAUUAGAACAAGAGGUGCCAUUGUACAGACACCAACACUUGGACCAGUUCAACCAACCAGAGUGGUGGAAGCAACUAGUACUACCCCUGGCCAGAUUCGACCAACAGCGACUGGACAAGUAGAACCUACUGCAGUAGUUACACCACCCACAACAAAGAAACCCAAAGGAACCACACCAAAACCAUCCACCCCAAUAAGUACCGAUACUGGUACAACACGAAGACCCAGACCUACGAAAACGUCUCGGCCUCCAAAGCCACCUCGGACUACUAAACCCUCCCUUGUUGAACAGAAAACUGUUUCUCCACCAACCCGUGUUCGUACCACUACAGUUGGAAUACCCCGUGUGCCGAAUGAUCCACCAGUGCUGAAAAACCACAUAGACCGGGUAGAUGCAUGGGUGGGCACAUACUUUGAGCUCAAAAUACCUUCAGAUACUUUCUAUGACAAAGAAGAUACCACCACGGAUAAGUUGCAACUGACCAUGAAACUAGAAGAUGAGAAGCCAUUGGAAGAAAACUCUUGGGUGCAGUUCAAUAGCACUAGUCAGCUAAUGUAUGGACUACCAAAUCACACCCAUUCAGGCAGACAUGAAUUUUUCAUGCAUGCGACAGAUAAAGGUGGCCUGUCAACUGUGGAUGCUUUUGAAAUAUUUGUGCAUGCUCUAGGACAGGAUCUUGUCCCUCCAGUUAAAUUUAAGGCCAGGUUCCAUGGAGACCAUAAUGCAGUUGCGAAUGACAUUCAUAAGAAAAUCCUCUUGGUAAAGAAGCUAGCUUUUGCCCUUGGAGACAGAAACAGUAGCACUAUUACAAUAGAGAACAUUGGCAAAGGCUCUGUUGUAGUUGAGUGGACAAACAAUACUCUGCCUUUGGAGCCAUGCCCCAAAGAAAAGAUCCGUAUCAUGAGCAAAAAAAUUUCUGAUGAUGUUGGUGGUCCAAGCCCAGCCUUUGUCAAUGCCUUAGAGCCAGAGUUUCGGCCCAUUAACAUUUCAGUAGUUGGUGCUGGUAGUUGCAGGCACAUUCAGUUCAUUCCUGUGACAAGAGAGGGACUGCCUACCACAGCCCUACCUACAGUUGUGCUUCCACGGGAUCCAGAAAAGACAAGUGAAGAUGACGUGUACCUACACACAGUAAUCCCAGCAGUAGUGGUGGCAGCCAUUCUGCUUAUUGCUGGGAUUAUUGCUAUGAUUUGCUAUCGCAAGAAGAGAAAAGGUAAACUCACCAUAGAAGACCAAGCCACCUUUAUCAAGAAGGGAGUUCCAAUAAUCUUUGCAGAUGAGCUGGAUGACUCCAAGCCUCCACCUUCCUCCAGCAUGCCCCUGAUUCUACAGGAAGAGAAAGCACCUCUCCCACCUCCUGAGUAUCCAAAUCAGAAUAUGCCAGAAACCACUCCACUCAACCAAGAUGCCAUAGGGGAGUACACGCCACUGCGGGAUGAAGACCCCAAUGCACCUCCCUAUCAGCCUCCCCCUCCCUUCACAGCACCCAUGGAGGGGAAAGGGUCCCGUCCGAAGAACAUGACCCCAUACAGGUCUCCACCUCCCUAUGUCCCCCCUUAAUGAACAAGAGAUGCGUGCGGAGACAGGGCCUAUAGUUCCACACCAGUGUCGUCUGGGAUCAGUGGGCAGCAAAGCUGUUACCAACUAGAAAACCAACAGAAUCUUGAACAUUGCCUGGACCCCAGCAGGCCCUCUCCGAAAUGCAUUUGCUACACCAGAGUGCUUGUGGAACUUUCGGGACACUGAUUUUAUUUUUGCCUAACAGCUUAUGUUUUGUUUAUUCAUAGAAAAAGAGAAAAAAAAAUCUUGGCUCAAAAAGUAUUUCUGACAGCAGGCGUCUCAAAGCAUCUUGUGCAAAAGAAGACUGGCUGGACAUGCAGGCAGCACUUAGGGGUGGCACGCUGGGUCUCUGCUGUUUGCCUUUAAAACUAACUGUACUGUUUUUUCUAUUCACGUGUGUCUAGCUACAGGGCAUAACAUGAAACGUAGCCUAUACAGUUAAAGUCAGAGGACUUUCUGAGGUCAACAUUAAGUUUUUACAUUUAAUUGCUGUUAUCUAAACUUGUAUGUAUAGAUUUGGGGAAGGGAAGGGGAAAAUGCUUUACUACAAAUAAGCUUGAGGGUUGUUUCCAAUGCCAACCAGGCUGAGGGACUGUCUUUUUUAAUCAAAGGAAUCCUAUUUUUUCACACAUAUAAUCCAGUCAUCAUCUGGGGUUCUUUUUUGCAAAUAGUAGUUGAGCAAACUUGUUGCUCUUACCUGCUCUUGCUGGAUAGAUGCCGCAGGCAUCUGUCAGAAAAGGGAGUUUUGAGAGCUCUGUGCAAUUACCAAAAAAAAGAAGGAAAGAAAGAAAGAAAGAAAGAGCAGACUUACAUUUUGGAAACAGGAGGCCCCAAGAGUGGUAUUUGCAGGCUGCGAGGGUCAUGGUGCUGCACUGAGACUUUUCACCUGGAAGGCAUCCUCUGGCUUUUGAAACACUCUUGAGAUAUUUCAGUGAAGAUGCAAUAUUUUUAUGUAGUGUAAUGCAGUUUUCCUCACAUCAAGACUCCUCCUGGACCACAGUAUUGGAACAGCCCCUCUUCUCCUCCCAGACUGUCUGGCUGUCCCAGCCCCACUCCCUUACCACCCUUCUCGCGCACAAGCAGACGCAAUAGUAGCUGUCUGGCGGUUGGCAACAUAAAUUUAAAGCGCCAGAAUAGUUCAUAGUAAAAAUCAGUGAACUCUCAGUUCUAAUUUUUUACUAAAUUUUUGAUACAGCCUCAAAUUGUUUUAUUAAAAAAUAAUUAAAAAUGGUAAUGCUGACAGCAGUUUGUAUGAGCUUAGCUUCUUAGUAUCAUUUCAAUGGGACUGACUGCUUUGCUCAUUUCGGAUUUUGUUUUCCCCUUUUUGGUCUCUUAUAGUCAUUAUUUUAAACAUUUAGAGCCAUGUUUAGGUUUCUUGCCUUUUUUUAAAAAAAAUGAACUUCUGGAUAUUUCUCUUGAAAAGUUGGAGCUAUCCUCAGGGUUGCUCCCAUGCCUUUUGUUUUCUUUUUUGAGAAAGUUGUUUUAUGCAUUUUCCCUUAUCCAUUUGAGACUAUUUUGGUACAUCAGAGGGAGGGGAAAAAACCCUUUGCAAUAAUGAGUCCAUCCCCUGGCUGGGGGGGCUGGGCAGCCUCUGGCUGACUGCACACAGAGCAGACACUUUUAAGCCAUAUUGACUGUUUUGCAAAGUAUGUUUGUGGGCUGACAUGGCCACUGAACACACAAGUGGAUGAAUGGCUCAAACGACCUUCACCUCUGACCUUGCUAGGGUGGCAUUUCCCAUCAAGCCUUUUCCAAAACACAGCUACAGUACUUGAACAGGAUUUUGCCUAUCCAAACCAAUAUUAACUUGGCCAUGGCCCCAUAUAAUUCUGCACUCUGCUUCUGCUGCCCCCUCAGGUGGUUAGAGGGAUUUCAGUGUUGAAGUGAGGGUGACUGUAAAAGAAUGCUUCAGGUUUCGCCUUUGUCGAGUGUGAGAAGUACAGAUUUGCCCUACAGAGUCUCUCCCCUCCCCUCGCAGGGCUUGAAUGUUGGCAUGUGUCAGAGCUGAGGAGAAGCGGUGGUUUCUUCUUUUUCUCAUCGUGCAAGAGAAAUGGUUCAAGGGAAGUGGAUUAACUCACCCCACUUAGGGCACCCUGCUUUGGAACAGACACUGGAAAUAUGUUGGUAAAAACUCCCUGCCCCCAGCUAGCAGCUAUGGCAACACACUACCAAAAUCUAUCUUGGCAGGCCUGCGUUUCAGAUCUUUCCAAGUGAUCGACGCAGAGAGCCUCCUAAGCCCAAAUGCUGCAAGUUAGAAGGGCCUUCCAAACAGUGCCGUUGCCCCUAGCAACUGAUGCCACUUUGUACUGGUCAUGCGCAAGCGCAGACAGUUUCAGGCCUGGGCCUACCUGUCACCAUAGAAACUGGAGGCAAAGGGGCAGUGAACGGAAUAAUAACAAUGGCAUUCUCAUCAGCCGCCUUCCCCCUAAGCUCCAGAGCUGUUUGUUUAUGCCACUAGACACUGUAAUGGUGGGAGAGAAUCUUGUAUUAAAAAUGUUCACCAACCACUGAUGUGUUUUUAUGUCCUUAUAUAAUUAUUUUAAAAAUGUGUUUUCUGCAUUCUGUAAAGAAACAUAUCAACUAAAUAAACCAGUGUACUUUACUACAAAUGCA